This is a messenger RNA of Ogataea philodendri, 1041 nucleotides long. RefSeq lists its product as uncharacterized. The transcript has a single exon. The record is from RefSeq and is a predicted model, not a curated record. Bases 1 to 1041 code for a protein of 346 amino acids. Gene Ontology annotation, molecular function: guanyl-nucleotide exchange factor activity. Gene Ontology annotation, cellular component: cytoplasm. NCBI's taxonomy places the organism in Eukaryota, Fungi, Ascomycota, Pichiomycetes, Pichiales, Pichiaceae.
AUGUACAACGUUUGGGCUUGUGGGUCCAAUGGCAAUUGUCAGCUAGGACUAGAGGACGAUAAGGACCGCGACCAGUUGGAGAAGGUGAAUUUCCGCACACCUCAAGGUUUUUCUAGGGCUCUGGAUGAAAAGCCUGUCAAGAUUGCCUGUGGUGGUAAUCACACGCUGAUUUUGAUGCACGACGGGUCGGUCUACGGGUGUGGAUCGAACGAGAGCGGCCAGAUAUCCAGCUCUCAAUUGCAAGCUGGCGUAUUCGAGAAGCUCGAAAUGCCCUACAUAAUAAAGGACGUGGUUGCAACAUGGGAGUCGUCUGUAUUUGUGACCCAGCAGGACCAAAUCUACGUUUGCGGCAAGGGCUUGAGUGGAGAGCUGGGUUUAGGGAAGUCCUGCACACAAGCUGGUCUUACGAAACUCGAUUUACCAGAGACAGGGCGAAUAGUGAAAAUCGAGUCUUCUUUACACAACGUCGUUGUCGAACUGGAAAACGGAACGCUGAUUGGGUUCGGUAACAACAAGAAAGGUCAGUUACUGGAAGGCGGCGCAAAACUCGUGUGGACUCCAACAAAACUGCCAACUAAAGCACGUCAGUUUUCGCUGGCUCGAGAUUUUGCAGUGUAUCUCAACGACUCGCUAAAAAUUCAAGGAAAAGACCAGUUCCAAAUCGCCAGUACAGCUCAACAGCUGGAUGUAAAAGAGGUCCAACAGAUCAGGACCAUGUGGUCGUCGGUUCAUCUUAUCACCAACACUGCUUUGAUGUCGAUCGGAAACAACUCUCACGGCCAGCACUUCCCUGGCUUCGACUCUUCGACCACCAUCUCCUCCCCAACAUACGCUAUAGGCAGCGAACAUGGCCUGGUUGCAUCGGACUCGAAAGUCUUUGCCUGGGGCUGGGGAGAACACGGAAACUGUGGACGUCACCGAGGUUCCCUGUCAGGAGUGACGUUCGACUAUCUAAACCAGAUAUACAGCGAACCACAGCCUGUGGUAGAAGUGUUUGCCGGGUGUGCUACUUCGUGGGUGAUUACAAGAUCUACUUGUUGA